ACACGAGAAUCAAUAAUUGCAUAUUCAAUAAUCCCUGUGAUAAAUAACUGGUAGUCUCGGUCUCACAGAGAGCCGGAGAUUGAGAAAAAUGGAACUUCAUCAUUUCACUCACACACAUCCAUUGACUUUCUUUGAAGGCCAAAACAGAGACAAUGAUGCUGAAAAUACCGAUUGCUCCGGCUGCCUGGAUCCAAUACUCAAGGAAUCUAGCUAUGGUUGCACUCAAUGUAACUAUUUUCUCCACAAAAAAUGUGCAGAGCUACCCAGUAAAAUUUCCCAUCCUAUCCACCCAAGACGCACUCUUCUUCUUCGAUUCUACGAGCCGGGAUUUGAAUGUGUUUUGUGCACCCGCUAUGAAGGGAUCAUGGUUUAUAGCUGCUCUCUGUGUGACUUUUCCAUUGACAUCAGAUGUGCUGAAAUUUUACCUUCGGUUAUUCAAUCCCAAAUCCAUCAACACCCUUUUAACCUCCUCUGCAAGAAAAUCUCAUUCUCUUGCGAUGCUUGUGGCGAAGAUGGCUCUCACUCUCCCUACGUUUGCGCCUCCUGCAACCUCACAGUUCACUACCACUGUACUUCAUUACCAAGAACCAUCAGAAUAAUUCGCCAUGAACAUCUUCUCAGACACGUUUAUUUUCUUCAUGAAAGUGAGUCUGAAUGGAGCCGCUGUUCGAUUUGUCACCAGGAUCUGAGGACAUCUAGUGGGUGUUAUCAUUGUGCAGCAUGCGAUUAUGCCGCCCAUGUCCACUGCGCAAAAGACUCUAACAUAUGGGAUGGCACAACAAGAGAUGAAGAAGAUGGUACGGAGGGCAGUGAGGCCAGGCUAGAUUCUAUAAUCAGGAUUUUUAAGGAAAUCAAGCUGGAUGAAGACAUGAUUGCAGCUGAGAUUGAGCAUUUCAGCCAUGAACAUACUUUGACUUUCAGUAAUGAGGGUAAGGAUGAUAAAUUUUGUGAUGGGUGCGUAAUACCCAUUUCGUCUCCAUUUUAUUGCUGUGAAGGGUGUGAUUUCUUCCUCCAUAAAACUUGUGCUGAAUUACCCAGAAAUAAGCAUUACCCAUUUCACCCGCAUACACUUACUCUUCUACCAAAAUCGCCUCAUUCUAACAAUAUCUUCGCAUGUAAUGUCUGUUCAAUCUACUCCAACGGCUUCUCUUACACCUGCGAGAUGUGCAGUUUUGAUGUCGAUCUUCGAUGCUCUUCAAUUUCAGACACCCUUAUCCAUCAAGCUCAUAAACAUAGCCUCUUUGCCAUCUUCGAGAAAAUUAUGAAGCGGCGCUGCAAUGGCUGUGGUGCGUCGGAAGAGAAGGGACUGGUAUGCCACGAAUGUUCGUAUUUUCUUGAUUUCAAAUGUGCUACACUACCACUCACAGCUAUGCAUAGCUAUGACGACCAUCCUCUCAAACUCACCUUCAAGGAUGAUUCAGAUCCAGAUCAGCUUUAUUGCGAUGUAUGCGAAGAUAAGAGAAAUCCAUAUCAUUGGUUCUACUCUUGCAAUGACUGCGGUGUCACCAUUCAUCCCAAAUGUGUAUUUGGCAAGUAUCCUUGUAUUAAGCUUGGAGAUACUUGCACAAUUGAUUCUCACCCACACACACUCCAUUUUGUGAAGAAGACAGAGAAGUAUCCUUCCUGCAACUGUUGCGGCCAAACCUGCACAGAUUUGGCACUUGAGUGUGGGGAGUCUGAAUGUAGUUUUAUAGUCCACAUCGAAAAUUGCUCUUAAUAAUUCUUGAUUUUAAAAAUAUAUUCUGGCAGCCAAUAUAUGUAAGUCUUGUAGUUUCCGCUACAAACGCAGUAAACGGAACAGGAGACUAAGAUGGAGAUCAAACAUAAAGGUCACCCCAUCACUGCUUUUCCAAGAUUGACCGCAAGAAAUUAUCAAAGCUUUUGCCAUAUUUGCUUCUAAGAAAGAUUCUGCAGGUCCUACUUAUAAUAAUAAUGUUGGAAUUUAUUGUUGCC
This is a messenger RNA of Carica papaya (papaya), 1953 nucleotides long. RefSeq lists its product as uncharacterized. The record is from RefSeq and is a predicted model, not a curated record. Lineage: Eukaryota; Viridiplantae; Streptophyta; Magnoliopsida; Brassicales; Caricaceae.